AUGACAGCUGACCAGGAUAAUGGACUACAUGAAUUCAAGUUGUCGAGAGCAGAGUGGGUGGUUAUCAAGGACUUGCAUGAUAUCUUGCAGGUCCUGAAGGAUGUGACACUGUAUUUUUCCUGCUUGACACCAAGCCUCACAACAGUUAUCCCUGCUAUGGAUCAUAUAGACCAAGUUCUCGCCACUGCUGCUCUCGAUGACAUCAAAUUUUCAGCACCUAUCUGUGCAGUGCUUACCAUUUCGAAGGACACUCUGAAUGUAUACUACAACAAGACUGACCAGUCGAAGCUUUAUCAGAUCGCCAUGGUCUUGCACUCUUGCCAAAAACUUACCUAUUUCCGUGACGCUCAGUGGCCGUUAGCCUGGAUAAAUGAGGCUGAAGAAUUAGUGAAGACAGAAUUUGAGAAAAAGUAUAAGGAUAGAGUGUUGGAUGUAACUGAGGAGGAUACCCUGGCAGUGGACACCAAAGGAAAAGGUGCUGAACAGGUGUGUGGUAUUUUAUCUUAUUCAUUCCGCCAUGCUGACCUUGUUAAAUGGACUUUCUUUAGGCCUUGA
Desarmillaria tabescens is the source of this 555-nucleotide messenger RNA. RefSeq lists its product as uncharacterized. Lineage: Eukaryota; Fungi; Basidiomycota; Agaricomycetes; Agaricales; Physalacriaceae. Bases 1 to 555 code for a protein of 184 amino acids. The record is from RefSeq and is a predicted model, not a curated record. The transcript has 3 exons.